This is a messenger RNA of Alternaria rosae, 1998 nucleotides long. Its product is annotated as GTP cyclohydrolase N terminal-domain-containing protein. Gene Ontology annotation, biological process: riboflavin biosynthetic process. Bases 276 to 1832 code for a protein of 518 amino acids. Gene Ontology annotation, molecular function: GTP cyclohydrolase II activity. The record is from RefSeq and is a predicted model, not a curated record. Lineage: Eukaryota; Fungi; Ascomycota; Dothideomycetes; Pleosporales; Pleosporaceae. The transcript has 5 exons.
GCCGGCGAGCUCCUAAUAUCUGACCACGUUGAUCCUCCUCUUCCUUCUUUCUCCUCCUUCUCUGGAUCUUUUUGGUCCCCUUUGACGCUUGUUCAAAGUUGUGUUUGUGCCUCUGUCCGCUACCCACUUUCGCAUCAUCUUGCGUGUUCGUCCUACCACCGCAGCUCACCGGUCUUUGAUUCACGACUCGAUACCAACACAGCAAUCGCGAUUGCUAUUUGCCUUUAAGAUCAGAGAUCCUGUACUACUUUGUAUGAGGGUUUCCAUUACCAAACAUGUCUACUGAAAGCACCACCAGCGAUGCUGUCCUCAAGGAGAUUCUCGAUGGGCUCAAGGCGCUCCGCUCGGAGAACUCCGUACUGGCAGCUUCAGUCGACAAGAUCAACGGCCGUGUCAACAUGCUGGCAGGCAUCAAGCAAAUCAAGGACGAGGCAGCAAGUGAAGCUGCCAAUGGCAAGCUGGACGGCGAGAAGGCGAAGGAAGUUGAGCCAGAGAAGUCCGUAGAAGCUGUUAGCGAGCAGUAUGAGCAGCCACCUUCAAAUGCUGAUGCCCAACCACGUCGCACGAGUGUAUCCAAGAUCUCAAAGAUCAUCUUGACUUCGUAUCCCGGCCAAGCCGGCGUCGAUCCGUUGCCAAUGCAAUGGGGUGCCAAGGACCCUGCUGUUCGUGGCCCUGUCGUUGUGUCAAGGCAUGCGAACACUAUCCGAAGACGUAACGCUAUCGGUGCUCAUGGCGGCUCAUACUCCAUCUACAAUGCUCUAGCCGUUGCCAGCAAGAACCUCGACAUCACACACAAGCCAGACUUCACUAACACCGAACCUGCUGCAAAGAUUGGUCCUUUCCCGCAGUGGAGCGAUCCAAAGAAGAUCGUGGCCAUGGAUCCAUACGGCCAUCUCGCACCCUGGCUGUACAAGGAAACCAUGGACAAGGAUGAUGUUGAGAUCAGACCUACCAUCGCCAUCACCAGAGCACACAUGAAAGUGCCAGAACUUGAGGAGAGUGUAAGGAAAGGCAGGCUCGUUCCCGAUGGCAAGAUUUGCGUCAACGAGACUGGUGAGGUUGCCGUCACCAAGGUCGCAGUCGAGCCUGUAUGGUACCUGCCUGGUGUUGCCGAGCGCUUCAACAUUGACGAGGGAACUUUGCGCCGGACACUAUUCGAAGAGACUGGUGGCUCCUACCCAGAACUCAUCACCCGCCAUGACAUCAAGCUCUUCCUCCCUCCCAUUGGCGGUCUAACAGUCUACAUCUUCGGUGACCCAGCGAAGAUGUCCGACCCCAGCGCGAAGCUUGCUCUCCGUAUCCACGACGAAUGCAAUGGAAGUGACGUUUUUGGAUCUGACAUUUGCACAUGCCGUCCCUACCUUACUUUCGGUAUCGAAGAAGCAGUCAAAGAGGCUCAGAAGGGUGGCAGCGGUGUUGUCAUCUACUUCCGCAAGGAAGGCCGUGCUCUGGGUGAGGUCACGAAAUACCUCGUCUACAACGCCAGAAAGCGAGGCGAAGACCGUGCCAGCGAGUACUUCAAGCGCACUGAGAACAUUGCCGGUGUCAAGGAUAUGCGCUUCCAGGCUCUGAUGCCAGAUAUCCUACAUUGGCUGGGCAUCACCAAGAUCGACAGGAUGCUCAGCAUGUCCAACAUGAAGCAUGAUGCUAUUGUCGAUCAAGGCAUUCCUAUCCAUGAGCGUGUACCCAUUCCCGACGACAUGAUCCCGGCUGAUAGUCGUGUUGAGAUCGAUGCUAAGAUUCAAGCUGGUUAUUUCACCACUGGUCAUGUCAUGUCGAUGGACGAAUUGGCAAACGUAAAGGGUCGUGGUUGGGAUGACGUCGACCAUUGAAGGGCUUAGAUGAUGUGAAGGAGGUGACAUGCUGCAGGAGUAAGCCACCACCAACGGUACAGCACGAAUUGCUUGAGUCGACAUGUGAUGAUAGUAGAAAUAGAGAACUGCACUGUCAAAACACAAUACCUCAUACCACUCAGACUACUUCACUUUUGAUCGCACU